CAACGCCUUAUGACCAUCCAACCACCAAGCAAAGCCAACACGAGCACACAAUACAAUAGCCCACAUGCAGCAGCUAACAAACGAGCCACUUGCAUUUUCUCCGCCACAUCCACAUCCACAGACACGCAUACACUCGCACCAGGCAGCACGCCACAACAGCAGCACCUGGUCUUGGUGUUGCCUGCAGGCAAAACACAGGAAGCACACACUGUCUUCCCCUGCCCUCCGCACCUUUGAUUGCUUCGCAGCCCAUUAUUCAGGGUGAGAAGAGUGGGAUGACAACAACGUCAGUCUCAGUCAUGCUCAACCGCGGCAGUGCUUCGGCCAUGUCGACUGUGGCUGCAACGCUGCUCAUUGCCGCACUCAUCUACAUGCAGCCAGCCGAAGCAUACGUCAACGAAUAUCUGGAGGACGUGUACUUCCGCUGCGAUACGGGAGAAGGCCUCACCUACAUGACCAGCAAAUACAGCGACAACAAGUAUGAUCGCCGUUGGGACUUCAGCUGUGCCCCGAUUGGCACCGCCUCCAGCGACACGCAGAGCAGUGGUGGUUACGACGUUCGCGACCUUUACAGCAACAACAACUACGACUGUGCAAGCGGCUACUACAUGGAGAAGCUUGAAUCGACAUACAGCAGUGUGGACCGCUUGUGGAAGUACACCUGCCGUCGACCGAACAACGUUCAACUGCUCAACUGUGCACAAACAUCGUCUUAUGAAAACUCGAGGACGGGCAACCUUGACUACGACAUCACUGGCACCAACAAGAUCAUCACUGGCUUGUACAGCAAAUACACCGACACCGUUUUUGAGUGGGAUCGUCGUUGGAAAAUCACCACGUGCGAAGUGGAGUGCGACCUGACUGGCGAUUACGUCAACAGCGACGUUCCCCGAGUGUGCACCACGCUGUCCCCGAGUGGCAUCACCAACGGGAACUUUGUCGCUGACUACCAAGAACCGUUUGGCUCGUACUGCGAGACCUCCACCGCCAUCACGACAAUCUCGACACAGUUUGCAGCUAGCAGCACAGACCGUCGCUGGGCCUUCACGUGCACGAAACCAACCAGCGGUGGGCAGGUUAUCACCAGCCAGACCUGGUCCACUCCCGCCUAUGGAAAGCUUGGGACAGCGUUCACCGUCUCCUGCCCAAGCAACACAUACAUCACUGGCGUGAAGUCUGCCUAUGUUUCGUCGUUUCAAGACCGCGUGUACUCGUUCCAGUGCACUGGCUAUGAGAACACCGAGAUCUCCGCCGUGAAUUGCAACGGCGCUGUGGCUGUCAAUGCUGCUGGCGCAGACUUUGACUUCUCAACAAGCUCCGGCGCAUAUGUCAUCACAAGUUUGACAUCCACAUUUGAUUCUUCCACAAGUGACCGCGAGUGGACCUUUACUGAGUGCAAGCCACAAUGCGUCGAUGGCACCAUGCUCAACAGCGACGGGUAUUGCAGCGAGCCUGUGUGUCCUCAGUUGACGAUCACCCAUGGCACCAUCUCGGGUGAUUGCACCGGAUUUGAAGGCGAUGAAUGCACGUUUGAGAGCUGCAACACCGGAUACGAAUUCAGCAGCGCAGCGACAACGCGCACGUGUGACGCUGAUGGUGCCUGGUCUGGUGCAGACAUCACAUGUGAACCAAUCACUUGCAACAGGCUGACGCAUUCACAGAUUACCCUCAUUGGCAGCUGCAGCGGCAAUUACGGUGACGUGUGCACGUACUACUCCUGCCCUUCUGGUUACGCCCUGCGCGGCACCACCUUCUCGCGCGAAUGCACCGCAGACGGCUGGACAGGAACGGAACCCUACUGUGAACUCCUGGAAUGCUCUGAAUUGACUGCUCCCACGAAUGGAUGGCGGGGCGACACGUGCACGGGCACGCUUGGGUCGACAUGCGAGCGGGGCUGCAACGACGGCUUUGUGCUGUCGCCAACAGAGGCCAGUGGCGGUUUCACUCGCACCUGCACAGAAACAACAGAUUCUGACGGGCUCGCUGUGGCUGAGUGGACAGGCUCCGAGCGCACAUGCAUUACGGUUGACUGCGGCGAAAUCGUGCUGGCGAACGGGCAGACGACUGGCGAAUGCAGCGGCAACUAUGAUGACACGUGCACCUACGAUGAAUGUGACACUGGAUAUGCGCUGUCGUCUGGCGGCUCCACUCGUCGCACGUGCGGUGUGACGGACGGCGUCGCUGCCUGGUCUGGCACAUCCAAGCAGUGCGAAGUGGUGACGUGCUCAAGCAUCGAAGUGCAGAAUGGUGUAACAAGUGGCACUUGCGACGGCACUGUGGGUGGCGAGUGCAGUUUCACCUGCGACACCGGGUAUUGGCCAUCAUCAUCUGGCAGCACAACCACGACAUGUGUACUCAAUGCGGACGGACACUCCGCCUCUUGGGAUGCAACCAUCGCAACAUGCACAGAGGUGAUGUGCCCGACGCUGACGCUGGAAUACGGCAGCGUGUCUGGGUCCUGCUCUGGCACCGUUGGCGACGUCUGUGUCUACGAUAGCUGUGAUGACGGCUUUGUGUUUGGCAUUGGCGGCAGCUCGUCACGCACAUGCAUUCAAGACGAAGACACGGCAUACUGGGACGGCGACGAGAAGACAUGUUUGGAAACGAUUGAGGGUGAUGGAGGGACCAAUUUCACCAUUGCCUGUGCUGCCGGUCAGGCCAUCACUGGCCUCUACUACACCUCCGGCACAGACACGUACGAGAUUCUGUGCCAAGACGCGGGAGCGUCUCUUUCCAAGCGCAUCUACGCAUCCGCAGAGACACUAACCGUGAGCGGCAACACGGCCCAGUACUGCGAUUUCGACACCUAUGCCGUUAGCGGCGUCUCCAAGAAGGGGUCAACCCUCGUGUAUGAUUGCUCGCUGCUGGCUGGCGCAGAGCUUGUUGACUGCACGCUUGGUGAUACACUUUCCGGCAGUUACAGCAUCCUGGCACCCGAGGGAUCAGUCUUUGCAGGCAUUUACAACACGGACUCAACUUCCCCUCAAGUUCGCGUGUGCGACGUCCGCUGUCGCGAGGAGGAUGGCUUCUACUCCGUCGGGGGAACCAAGUGCAGGCAGCUGUCCUGCGGUGCUCUAACGCUGACAAAUGGCGCGACGUCUGGCACGUGCUCUGGUGCUAAAGGUGACACGUGCACGUACGAGAGCUGCAACUAUGGGUAUGAGCUGUCCGCCUCUGGCGACACGUCCCGCACAUGCUCCAUCACCAACGGCCGAGCAGAGUGGUCUGGCGUCGCAAAGACCUGCCAACCCAUCUCCACGACUGGAUCACCCACAACCGUCAACGCGUGUGAAGGCCUGAGCCGUUCCCUCAAUCCGGCCACGUGCCGCGAACGUUGUGAGCGUAACAACGAGGACUCGACUUUCAUGGCCACCUACGGCGGCUGCACGCGGGUGUGCACGUGCGGGUGCAGGAAACGCUUCGAGAUUACUCAAGAAGAGGAUGACUGUUCAGCGCAUUGUGCAUCACAAGGACUGGACGCCUCUUUCUUCGAGGAGCACGAGGGCUGCCGCAAUGUGUGCCUGUGCUUUGAGGCAAGCACCCGCUCAACCGCUACCACUGUGACGACGACGACAGAAGUCACUUUCACCACACAGGUGACCGGCACUGUGGAAACCAUCGCCGGCAACGGCCUGGUGGACUGGACGGGGUCGAGUGACCCCACAGCAACGGGCCUCAACCAGGCCGAGUGCGUUGCCGUGGACGUGACGGGCGCCACGUACAUUGCCAUCCGCCACCGCGUCGUGAGCAUCUCGCGUGACGGCAGCACCAUCACCACCAUCGCCGGCACCAAGACCCGCGGGUCCGCUGGCGUUGGCGGCCUGGCCACAGCUGCGCAGCUGGACCGCCCCACGUGCGUGGCCGUCGACACCAUCGGCAACGUGUACAUCUCGGAGAAGGGCAACCACCGUGUCAGCGUCGUGGACGCAAGCACGGGCGUCCUGUCUGUGUUUGUCGGCACGGGCGAGGCCGGCCAUCGUGGCAUGGGCGGCUCAAGUCGCGCGGCGCAGAUCCACUCCCCGCAUGGCCUUGCGUUCGACAGCCGCGGCACGCUGUACAUUGCCGACACGGAGAACCAUGUUGUGUACGGUGUGGACCGACGCUCCCUUGUGAUUGACGUCGUUGCUGGCACGCCCUUCCGCAAAGGAUACCACGGUGACGGCCGCCCAGCCACAACCGCGUGGCUCAACGCGCCCACGGGCAUUGCUGUUCGCGGUGCGGGUGAUUUGUACAUUGCUGACACGGGCAACAACCGCAUCCGCUACGUUGAUCUGGACAGCGACAACAUCAUCGACACAUUGGUUGGCACGGGCCGCUACGGCGGUGAUGUGGACGGCAGCACGACCACUGCUGCGCUUGAGACGAAUCUGGACCACCCUGAAGGCGUUGCUGUCAAUGCAGAGGGCACCACGCUGGUCAUUGCAGACACAAACAAGCACGUGCUGCGGUCUGUGAGCUUGAACGGCGAUGAUUCCCCGGUGACCGUGCUUGCAGGCACGGGCAGUCGAGGCUUCAACGGCGACGGGAACGAUCCAACCGCCACCAAGUUCCGCUCACCCGUCAGCGUCGCCUACGACAUUGGCGAACGCGCAAUUGUGUUUGUGGACCAGCAGAAUCGUCGCAUUCGACGCGUGCACCUUUGAUGGCUCAGAAACACAAUGUCGUAUUUGUUUGUAAUUGCGACCGCGUGUGUAUGUGCUUCUGUUGCUUGUGUUUGCGCACUUCUCGUAUCGUUGUUUUUUGUUCGUUUUGGCGCUUGUCUCGUAUGAUUGCUCUGAUUCAUGUGGUAGUCUGUGUGAUGCUGUCUGAGUUGCAGGUCACUGUGGUAAAGUGGCUUGGUUUGCUGCCUUACCUGCAUGUUUUUUUUUUUUUGGUUGUGUUGUCGUGAGCAUGCCUGCAUGCUAAUGGUUGAUUUGCCCUUCCUGUUGAUUUGUACGUGGCGGAACGAGAGCGCUCGAUCAACCCCCUUGUCUCUCUGUCUGCUGUGCAGCGGUGGUGUGGUUUGCCACCCCAGCACUCCGGCUCUGUGAAUGACGAACAAGAAAUAAGUUGGAUCACAAACGAAGCUCCU
Salpingoeca rosetta is the source of this 5071-nucleotide messenger RNA. RefSeq names its product NHL repeat-containing protein. Bases 276 to 4643 code for a protein of 1455 amino acids. Lineage: Eukaryota; Choanoflagellata; Craspedida; Salpingoecidae. Gene Ontology annotation, molecular function: protein binding. The transcript has 30 exons. The record is from RefSeq and is a predicted model, not a curated record.